AUGCUCCAACCUGGCUUAAGUAUUUGCUUCCGCGACUCGAACAGCCCGGAGGCCAGCUGGCCUCCACGAGAUGAGGCCAUGUGUCGAUUCGUAAAUUCGGUCAAGUAUUUAGGGGAAGAAAUGGCCGCUGCCCUUGUCGGGGCACUUUUUAAACAGGUCUACGAACGCCUUGGUCGUAAUCCAAAUGACGACCUUGAGACGCAAAUGUCUGCCUGGUCAUAUAAAUCUGUGUCGCGUGGGGUAUCGUUUGAGUCAGUUUUCGAGGUAGCUAAUCGGUCUCUUGCAACAAUGCCAGAUGACCUGGUGGCCCGAUGGCAGAGGAUUAUUGAGGAAAAAGACCUUGAUGAGAUCGAUGAAUGGUAUAAAGAGCUGUACUGA
This is a messenger RNA of Cantharellus anzutake, 378 nucleotides long. RefSeq lists its product as uncharacterized. The coding region runs from base 1 to 378 and encodes 125 amino acids. The transcript has 2 exons. The record is from RefSeq and is a predicted model, not a curated record. NCBI's taxonomy places the organism in Eukaryota, Fungi, Basidiomycota, Agaricomycetes, Cantharellales, Hydnaceae.